AUGGAGUCCUCUUCGUUGAAGUUGACAUUCCAGGGUUUUCUCGAAUCGUUCCCUUUGAUGGAGCGCAUGAAAGCACGGGUGGAACGUGAAUAUGAACGCGGAGAGUGGAAUGAGCUGGACCGACGAGUUUGGGAACACAGCUAUAGCAUGAGGGAUCUGAGUCAAUGGCCAUUCGAUGCGGUCAGUGUUUUCACUGAGGGAGAGUCCUGCUAUUAUCUCGGCAGCUUGAAAUCGGCUUGCUCUUUGGAAAGCUUCCCGGACAGAUUUGGACAUGGCGUCGACGUGGUAGUGAGCUGUUGCGCAGAGGAGCUGCGUGCAAUGACGGGAGGGCCCACAAAUUGGCGGCUCUACUUUCUGUCUCAAGGCGUGAAGUCUUUGCAGUUCGCUAUGAGAGAUCUCACCGUUCGGUCAAGAGACGACGCGGCCGGGGUGCCUUUUCGCGUGCUCUUUCACUGCUUCGGAGGCAUCAAUCGCAGCACUGGCACGCUGGCUGCCUGGCUGGUGAUCGGACAUAACUAUACUGCGGAAGAAGCUGUUGAUGCCAUACUCCGGGUGCGUCCUUCAUUGCGGCCAUGGUGCGAUCGAGAUUACGUUCUGUGGGUUCUUGGCUCUUUGGAAGUGCAGCGGCAGACGGUUCAGACGCAGGUCUACGCAUUGGCGCGUGAUGUGCAGGUGGACAGGGUCAGUUACUGGAUGCCGCCUGCUUCCGUUGUUUGA
This is a messenger RNA of Symbiodinium sp. CCMP2592, 717 nucleotides long. NCBI's taxonomy places the organism in Eukaryota, Dinophyceae, Suessiales, Symbiodiniaceae. The record is from the annotation of a GenBank genome assembly.